This is a messenger RNA of Magnolia sinica, 3010 nucleotides long. Its product is annotated as receptor protein kinase CLAVATA1. Gene Ontology annotation, molecular function: ATP binding; protein binding; protein kinase activity. The record is from RefSeq and is a predicted model, not a curated record. Lineage: Eukaryota; Viridiplantae; Streptophyta; Magnoliopsida; Magnoliales; Magnoliaceae. Gene Ontology annotation, biological process: protein phosphorylation. The transcript is spliced from 2 exons. The coding region runs from base 71 to 3010 and encodes 979 amino acids.
CUUUUUAUUCCCCACCCCACACCCUUCUCGCUCCAAAAACAAACCCCAAAAAGAGAGCGAGAGAGCCAACAUGAAAGCCCUCCUCAUUUCCAUCUUCUUCUUCUCCCUCCUCAAUUUUCCCUCCGCUUCUUCAUUGUCCGAACUCGACGUACUAAUCAAGCUCAAAUCAUCUCUGCUGGGCCCCACAAACAAAUCAGCCCUCUCCGACUGGAAUCCCACCUUACCCUCCCCAUGCUCCUUCACCGGCGUCACGUGCGACUCCGAUUCUCACGUGAUAGCCCUAAACAUAUCGUUUAUCCCACUCUUCGUCAACUUCCCCACAGAAAUCUCCCUCCUUCCCAACCUAAUCAACCUCACCCUCUCCUGUGACAAUCUCACAGGCUCCUUGCCAUCUGACCUCUCCAACCUUACUUCCCUCAGAGUCUUCAACAUCUCCAACAACAACUUCUCUGGCAUUUUCCCUUCCAACCUCCCUCAAGCCCUUGAGAUCUUGGACGCCUACAACAACAACUUCUCCGGCCCCCUACCCGUUGUUGGUAUAGUUCACCUCAAGAAAGUCCGUCACCUCCACUUGGGCGGAAACUUCUUCUACGGUCAGAUCCCCGCUUCUUACUCAGACCUACAGACGCUCGAAUAUCUCGGCCUCAACGGAAACGCUCUCUCCGGACGGGUUCCGCCCACCCUCAGCCGCCUCUCCAAUCUCCGUGAGCUCUACAUCGGCUACUUCAACUCCUACGAAGGGGGCAUCCCACCCGAGUUUGGAACGCUCACUUCAUUGCAUUUGUUAGAUAUGAGCAGCUGCAAUCUCUCCGGCCCCAUCCCGCCUAGCCUAGCUAACUUGAAGAAGCUCCAUACGCUUUUUCUGCAGAUAAACCGGCUGGUGGGUCAGAUCCCAGAGGAGCUGUCCGGGCUGGUGAGCCUGAAAUCUCUCGACCUUUCCAUCAAUGAGCUGACGGGGGAGAUCCCUGAGAGCUUCGCCGAGCUCCAGCAGCUCAAGCUCUUAAACCUUUUCCGCAACCAUCUCUACGGUCGCGUGCCACCGUGGAUCGCCGAGCUUCCCAAUCUCGAGGUUCUGCAGAUCUGGGAGAACAACUUCACGUUAGAGCUACCGGAGCGACUCGGCCGGAACGGGAAGCUGACCCAGCUCGACGUCGCGUCGAACCGGCUCACCGGUACGAUUCCUCGCGACCUGUGUUUCGGUGGAGUGUUGAAGAAGCUGAUGUUGAUGGAUAACUCUUUCUUCGGGCAGAUUCCAGAAGAACUCGGCCGCUGCAAAUCGCUCACCCGAGUCAGGCUCGCCAAGAACUUCUUCAACGGAACCAUCCCCGCCGGCUUCUUCAACCUCCCUCAGGCUGACAUGGUCGAGCUUGGCGACAACUACUUCUCUGGGGAGCUUCCAGCGGAGAUGUCCGGCGAGAUGCUUGGCAUGCUGACGUUGUCGAACAAUAGAAUGACUGGAAGAAUCCCAUCGUCGAUCCGUAAUCUCCGUGGGCUCCAGACGCUAUCACUGGAACUCAACCACUUCUCCGGCGAAAUCCCGCCAGAAAUGGGAGAUUUCAAGAAUCUGGAGAAGCUGAAUCUGAGCGGAAACGAGCUAACUGGGCGAAUUCCAUCUGAACUCGCUCGAUGCACGUCGCUGACAGCCAUUGAUUUUAGUCGAAACAAUCUCAGCGGAGAAAUUCCGGAGGAAAUUAUGAAUCUAGUAAUCCUCAACACCUUGAACCUAUCCCGAAACGGAUUGACAGGCAGGAUUCCAGCUGAAAUGCAGCGGAUGCGGAGCUUAACGUCUCUUGACUUUUCUUACAACCAUCUUUCCGGCGUCAUCCCGGUUGGCGGUCAGUUUCUAGUAUUCAAUGACAGUUCAUUCGUCGGAAAUCCCAGUCUCUGCGGCCGGCCCCACUUCUCGCUGUGCACCUCACCAUCCAAGGACUCCAAGAAGUUGUCCCCGCCGCUCAAUUCGUCUAAGAUAUUCCUCGUGAUAGGAAUGCUCGUGUUGGCUCUUAUAGCGGCAACGACAGCGGCGAUCGUGAAGAUGAGGAGUUCAUGGAAGGAGCUCCGCAAGUCAAAGGCUUGGAAGCUGACUGCAUUCCAGCGGCUGCAAUUCACUGCUGAAGAUGUAGUCGAAUGCUUGAAAGACGACAACAUCAUCGGCAAAGGCGGGGCGGGGACGGUGUACAGGGGUUCGAUGGCGGGGGAGGUGUAUGUGGCGAUAAAGAAGCUGGUGGGCCGGAGCGGAAGGGAUGAUCGAGGGUUCUCAGCCGAGAUACAGACUCUAGGGAAGAUCAGGCACCGGAACAUCGUGAGAUUGCUGGGAUUCGUGUCGAACAAGGACACGAAUCUGCUCUUGUAUGAGUAUAUGCCGAACGGGAGCUUAGGGGAGCUGUUGCACGGGAGCAAAGGCGCGCAUUUGCAGUGGGAAACGCGGUAUAGGAUCGCGCUUGAAGCGGCCUUAGGGCUGUGUUAUCUGCACCACGACUGCUCGCCGCUGAUAAUACACCGAGACGUUAAGUCGAACAAUAUACUGCUGGAUUCGGAUUUUGAAGCGCAUGUGGCGGAUUUCGGACUCGCCAAGUUCUUGCAGGAUGCGGGUGCGUCCGAGUGCAUGUCUUCCAUCGCCGGAUCCUACGGCUACAUAGCACCAGAGUAUGCAUACACUCUACGGGUGGACGAGAAAAGCGACGUGUACAGCUUUGGAGUGGUUCUGCUGGAAUUGAUAACAGGGCGAAAGCCAGUGGGGGGUGAGUUCGGGGAUGGAGUGGACAUAGUGAGGUGGGUCCAAAAGACGACAUCCGAAAUAUCAGAUGGAUCGAACAAGGAUGCAGCAUCAGCGGCAGUGCUAGCAGUGGUGGACCCAAGGCUUACAGGUUACCCACUCUGUGGGGUGACCAACCUGUUCAAGGUAGCCAUGCUAUGCGUGGAAGAGAAGAGUGCUUCCAGACCCACCAUGAGGGAGGUGGUUCACAUGCUGGCUAACCCUCCAUCACCUCCACCUGCUCUCCUCUCCCUUUGA